Blepharisma stoltei is the source of this 267-nucleotide messenger RNA. NCBI's taxonomy places the organism in Eukaryota, Ciliophora, Heterotrichea, Heterotrichida, Blepharismidae. The record is from the annotation of a GenBank genome assembly.
AUGAGAGCUUUAGGAAGGCAGUUUCAAAGUAUUUUUAUUACACAAUUUAAAUGUGAUUCUUUAGGGUUCACUACCUUAUACGGAAUCACUGAAAGAGAUUUAUGAGGUUUUGACGAUCGUAGAACAAAAGGAAACUAUCCACUAGUUAUUAGUGGUUCAAAUAGAACUCUGAUUUUGACAGAAGGAAAUUUAACUUCAAAAGGUCGUGAAAUGAGACAAUUUAUUGUUGUUCAGAGCUGAGACUGCUUUAGUCUAUGACAAAAAUAA